AUGCCUCCGAAGAAGAAGGACGACCCCAAGGGCAAAAAGCCUUCAGCGGCCAAGGUUGCCGAGGACAAGACCUUUGGUAUGAAAAAUAAGAAGGGUUCUGCAGCCCAAAGGCAGAUCAAGCAGAUUCAAGCGUCAGCCAAAGCCGGAGGCAGCGCAGAAGAGAAAAGGAAGCAGGCCGAAAAGGAGGCUCGAGCCCGUGAGAAGAAGGCCGCCGAAGAUGCCAAACGAGAAGCAGAUGCUUUACUCAACAAGCCAGCACAGAUUCAGAAAGUUCCCUUCGGCGUCGAUCCCAAGACCGUUGUCUGCAUAUUUUUCAAGAAAGGAAACUGUGAGAAGGGAAAGAAGUGCAAAUUUGCACACGAUCUCUCGGUUGAACGAAAGACGGAAAAGAAGAACCUAUACACAGAUGGCCGGGCAGAAGAAGAAGAGCAGAAGAAGCAGGAGACAUCUGAAGACUGGGAUGAGGAGAAGCUGCGAAAGGUAGUCCUUUCCAAGAAGGGCAACCAAGUCACUACCACCGAUAAAGUCUGCAAAUACUUCAUCGAAGCAAUUGAAGACGGAAAAUACGGCUGGUUUUGGACAUGUCCGAACGGAGGAGAUAAGUGCAAGUAUAGACACGCUCUUCCACCUGGUUUCGUGCUUAAGACGAAAGAGCAACGAGCAGCUGAGAAGGCACUUAUGGAUAAGUCUCCUCUCAAGACUCUCACCCUCGAGGAUUUCCUGGAGUCGGAGAGGCACAAGCUUACUGGAACGCUCACUCCUGUCACCCCGGAAACUUUUGCCAAGUGGAAGAAGGACCGCUUAGACAAGAAGGCAGCCGAAGAACAGGCUCGCCAAGCCAAGGAAUCGACUGGUCGUGCCUUGUUCGAGAGUGGCAACUGGAGAUUCACGGAAGAUGAUGAGUCCGAAGAUGAAGACGAAGACGAUAGUGCCUGGAACCUGGAGAAGUUAAGGCAAGAAACACAAGCGAUCCGAGACAAGAAAGAAGCGGAACGGCUAGCAGCUGCAGCAGGAUACUCAGCUGAUUCUAGCCAACCCCCGGGUACCGGCGAUGGUACACCUGUAGCCGCAGGCGCCUGA
Daldinia caldariorum is the source of this 1080-nucleotide messenger RNA. RefSeq lists its product as uncharacterized. The record is from RefSeq and is a predicted model, not a curated record. The transcript is spliced from 2 exons. Lineage: Eukaryota; Fungi; Ascomycota; Sordariomycetes; Xylariales; Hypoxylaceae. Bases 1 to 1080 code for a protein of 359 amino acids. Gene Ontology annotation, biological process: cytoplasmic translation. Gene Ontology annotation, molecular function: metal ion binding; mRNA binding. Gene Ontology annotation, cellular component: cytosol.